UUUCCCUUUUGAUUUGCAGGUGCCUUUUUCCAUGGCUCGCAAGAAGGUGACCCUGCAGUGGAUCGCCAACGACUCGACGCGGCGCGCGACGUUCAAGAAGCGCCGCAAGGGCCUGAUGAAGAAGGCGAGCGAGCUGUCCACGCUCUGCGACGUGGACGCCUGCGUCGUGGUGUACGGCGACGGAGAGUCGCAGCCGGAGGUGUGGCCGUCGGUCCCCGAGGCGGCGCGCGUCCUCGCCCGCUUCAAGGCCAUGCCGGAGCUGGACCAGUGCAAGAAGAUGAUGGACAUGGAGGGCUUCCUCAGGCAGCGCAUCGACAAGCUCAAGGAGCAGGUGCACAAGGCGCAGCGCGAGAACCGCGAGCGCGAGACCACGCUCCUCCUUCACGACGCCAUCGUCGGCCGCCGCCCGGGCCUCGCGGGUCUAUCCGUCGAGGAGAUCGCCAGCCUCGGCUGGAUGGUGGAGAAUCGCCUCCAGAACGUCAGGAACGCCAUCGAGCGCCUCCAGGGGCAGGGUGUCCCGACGACGGCGCUGCAGCUGCAGCUGCAGCUGCCGCAGGCAUCCCUAUCGCUGGUGCCUUACACCACCGGCGCCGGCCACAGGGACGUGCAGGCGCUGCACCCGCAGAGCUGGAUGAUGGACGAGACCAAGGUCGAAGGAGACCUUGGCGCGCUAGUCUACAGUAGCUUCGGCGGUGGGCGCGGGAGCUUCGGAGGCGCCGGUGCCCGCGCCGGGGGCGACAUGCUGCCGCAGCUUGGCAAUAUGGGUGCCGGAUUCGCGUGGCCUCAUCCAGCUGGUCCCUCUUGCCCUCCCAUGUAA
Messenger RNA from Phragmites australis (common reed), 817 nucleotides. Its product is annotated as agamous-like MADS-box protein AGL80. The record is from RefSeq and is a predicted model, not a curated record. Gene Ontology annotation, molecular function: protein dimerization activity; RNA polymerase II cis-regulatory region sequence-specific DNA binding; DNA-binding transcription factor activity, RNA polymerase II-specific. The transcript has a single exon. Gene Ontology annotation, biological process: positive regulation of transcription by RNA polymerase II. NCBI's taxonomy places the organism in Eukaryota, Viridiplantae, Streptophyta, Magnoliopsida, Poales, Poaceae. The coding region runs from base 32 to 817 and encodes 261 amino acids.